This is a messenger RNA of Linnemannia hyalina, 591 nucleotides long. Lineage: Eukaryota; Fungi; Mortierellomycota; Mortierellomycetes; Mortierellales; Mortierellaceae. The record is from the annotation of a GenBank genome assembly.
AUGCGUUUCAGUGCCACCGUUCUUGCCUUGGUCGCCUUCAUUGCACCAUCAGUCCUUGCAAAGUCCUGGGAUGUCAACGUCGUCAAUGGUCUGUUCUCGCCCCAAGAGCUCGACAUUGCUCCCGGUGACACAGUCAACUGGCCCAACAACGACGGUGCCGAUCACGCCAUUGUCGAGACCAUCCCUGGAGCCCGCUCCUGCAACAGCACCGGAGGAUUCAACUCUGGUCGCAAGACCAAGGGUCAGGCCUACACGCGUGUCUUCCCCACCGCCGGCGUCGUCAAUUACAAGGACGGCAUUGGCGCCAACUGUGCCAAGGGUGCAACAGGUACCAUCUACGUCGGACCUCGCCCUACUGGCGCGGAUCCCAACGCUAAUGCCACCACUAGCAGCGGCACCGGCGGAGCCACUUCCUCUGGAGCUACUGGAGCCACUCCCUCUGAAGCAAUUACCACCACUACAUCGACUGCUCAUCCUGCCAUCACCCCUUCGCCCACCACCAAGCCAAACUCUGCCUUUGGUCUCUCUGCGUCAGUAAACGCACUCUUCCUCGGUGUUGUUUGUUUCGUCGGUGCCCUCGUCGGUUUCUAA